Molecule: messenger RNA, 14665 nt
Organism: Chara braunii
Lineage: Eukaryota; Viridiplantae; Streptophyta; Charophyceae; Charales; Characeae
Source: the annotation of a GenBank genome assembly
ACGCGACUGUGUUUCAUUUGUGUGUGUGUGUGUGUGUGUGUGUGUGUGUGUGUGAGAGAGAGAGAGAGAGAGAGAGAGAGAGAGAGAGAGAGAGAGAGAGAUGUUCGACCUGAAUGAGCUUCCGUGCGAAAAUUCGGGGGAGAAAGAUGGACCCCUGGACGAUGUUGGGAUUGUUGUUAGUGCGGAAGCAAUCGGGACCGAUGAGCUUGCAGGAGUUAAACCCGUCGCAGGGGUUAAAGCUUUUCCCAAGGGCGAUGGGGUUGACGGAACAGAGGGUGGAGGAGGAGGAGGAGGAGGUGGAGGGGGAAGACGACGAGGAGGGCGAGAGAUGAAACCGAAGAGUGUAUCCGAAGAGCUAGAAGAAGAAGAACGUCAGCGCAAUGAUAGCCCGACUAUCGCGACCCCGACGAUCGAAGAGAACAGGAAGCGAGAUUCGUGGUUUAAUGGGCCUGCGGCUUUGACACCCGUUACUCCACUGAGGCCUCUGGCACCCUUGCCUCCUGCUCCUCCUCCUCUGGCAUCUCUUGCCUCUGCCGCUUUGGGCUUUCCACCCAAGAAAGCCUUUCGCAGCAGCGCGUUUCAACCCAUCGCUCCCGGUGCUUAUAAAGGCGUCAAUUCCGCGCCCUCCCCGUCACCCUCUUCCUCCCUUCAUCGCCUUGCUUUCAACGACCGCGAACAUCAGGUCCAGCAUCGGUUAUGCUCCCAAGUAGAGCUUCUGUUGCCUUCAUCUGUAUCCACGAGGCUCGAGAUUGCCGGUAUUCCGGCGAAGAAAGACGAUGUCUCUCUUCCGACUCCCUCCUUUUCUUCUUCCUCCGCUCUCCUGGCCGUCGAUUCCACCCCAUCCGAUUUCGUCAAUCUGGUUUCCUCCCAAGAAAUGGGCCUGUCGGGGGCCACAAUCAAGACGAUCGAGAGGGGUGCGAGACGCAACAAGCCGGAGGCUGUCGGCGGCCCAUCGUCAUCGAUGAUGGUCGUCGUCAUAGAUACUGACGACGAUAAGGGGGACGAGGUGGAUGAGGUGGAUGAGACUGAGCAGCUGCUGACUGGUCCCCAUUAUGGAGAUCGUGAAGGAGUGGUUUCUCCUCUCCCAGCCACUCCCAUUUUCGUGCCAUUUUGCACAGCCGACGAUCCUCUUGUCUCGCCGACGGCUGCUGCUGUGAUUGUGACUCCAAGCCAAGCAGCGCCUGACUCAAGGGGUUCGACAAAGGAGGACGACGAUAAGGAGAAGGGCAUAGGACGAAGAGCAAGAAAUGCGGACGUCAUCGCCGCCGCCGCCGCCGCCGCCGUAUGUGACGAUGGGACGGAAAAGAUCAUGCCGAUCGAGAAAAAUUCCCAGAUAUCUACGAUGAUUACAACAGGGAGGAAGCAUACUUUCUUGGAUUUGAUGAAUGUGGUGGAUCAGGUCGAUGAGAAGAAGAAGACUUCGGCAAUGGUCGUUGCCUCGCUAAUUACCGAUGGGAUGCCUUCCUUUGUCUCUCUUCCUCUCCCUCCGCAGCGAUCCUCCCUUGGCGGGCAGGCACCAGAAGAAGAGGAGGGGGUGCUCCUGAUGGAGCAGCAGGAUCACAAGGGGCUCCUGCGUUCGUCGAAGGACGAUGUCGCCUGCGGAAGUGGAGAGGGGAGCGGAGGAGAGAUGGCCGGAAGGGUUGUGGAAGUCGAGAAAAAGGUCAUCUCCCCUACGUUAGGGUCAACGCCGGUUGCGUUGGGAACAUCGGCAGCGGCGACCUCGCCGCCGGGGGAAAAGCGCCAGCGCGAGCCGGCAGGAAUCGCCAAGAUUAGCAUGUCAGAGAAGCUGCAAUCCGACGCCGCCGGUGCUGCCGGUGAUUUGACCGAAGAGCGGGUAGUAGAGCCCGUCGACGGUUCGAAGACAGUGGCGACCGCGGCGGCGGCGGCGGGGGCAAAGGUACGCAGGGAGAACGGGUCUCUCCUGCAUGAAAGACGGAGAUUGCCGGAAAUGAAGGUGCAAGUGAAAACAACAGGAGCGAGCGGUGUCUCGAAACAGCAGCAGCAGCAGCCGAAGGCGGCAGAAGCAGACAGUGGCGACAGGCAGCCACCGACAGAAGAGAGUGGAGCCGAAGUGGGUGAAGGUGUCGAGGAGGUGGACCCUAGUAGUAGUCGGCCUUCCCGAGUGGCGACUCCUACUCCCGAGGAGGGAGUUUGGAGUAAGGUGGCAAAGUGCAACGGUCGUCUCUCCCCUCCUGUUCUUCUUCUCCCUCGUCAAUCACAAAACGAGGAAGCGGGGGAGGGAGGAAAGGGAAAGCCGAGCAAAGGAAAAGGAGACGUAUUCAAAGAAGAAGAAGGGGAAACGCCAAGAGGGGACGCGCAAAAGCGAAAUAAGCACAGUUCCCCCAAAGUUGGUGAACAACAUUUGCGGACGGAGGCGGCACGUGUUGUUGCCGACGAGAGCCGGCGGAGCAAAACUGGCGGCGGCGGUGGGGGCGGGGGCGGCUCAUCGGGCCACAAGGAGAGGUUAAACUCGUCGGGAAGGAUGGAUAAUCCCCACUGGGGGGAGUCUAGACAGGGGGGCCAGGGAGAAUCAAGCGGAAAGCCUGGGGAGGAGAAGGUGGAGACGAGAGGUAAGACUGGCGGGAAGUCCGCAGCCGAUACGAAACAGCAGGCUGUGUGUUCGGGCAUUAGUAAUAUCGAACAAAAGAGCGAGAAAGCGGCGAGCGCACGUGAGAGAGCGGAGGAGGUCGAGGGUGGAGAGAUUCGUAUCCGACAGCGCCGGAAAAGGCGACAGCAGGAGGAUGAAAGGGAGGAUGCAGCGAUGGUGGAGGAGAAAUUUGCCGGGAUGGUGGCGGGAGAGGAAGAGGAAGCCGAGGAGGAGGAAGAGAUGGAGGAUGAGGUCGCCGGUGUUGCGACGCGGUGCACGGGAGCAGUAGCAGCAGCAGGAGGAGGAGGAGCAGGAGGAGGAGGAGAGAUUAACGCUAGUAAUAGAGCGGUAUUGAGGUCAGCGAAAAAGCUUUCCGUCAAAGUUGUGGAGUCGGAAGGAGGGAUAUCUGGUAGUGCAGAGAUCAUUGUGAAGAGACCGAAGGAAAGAUCCGCCAUUCUUAGCAGUAUCGGCGCUAGCAAGCAUGUGCAGGCGAAGUCCACAGCCCCCUUACAGCCAGAGAGCCACUACCAUCGGAAGAGGGAGGAGCGCACCCCUACUCCUCGGGGAGAGAUGGGAGUGGCAAGCGGAGAGGAAAACGUUGUGGGGGGAGGCAAGAGCACGAAGCCUGGUGACAAACGGGCAGCAGAAGACGAGGAUGAAGAAAUGGCGUUAGGGAGAAGGGUAGUUGUUCUUUCGUCCGAGCGGCGAUGGGAGGAUCUCCGUGCAGGGUCUAGAAGGGAGGAAGGGGGGGGGAGGGUAGUGACUGGCCGUCUGCAUGAAUCCUCUUCUUGCAGGAAUGCGGGAGGAGGGAGCGGCGGGAAUGGUGCAAGCUCACAAGAAGAUCGUCUGUUGCGCAGAUCGACUAGCCUGAAGGAAGGGGGGAGAAGAGAGGGUACGGCCUCGUCUUUGGUGUCCGUGAGAGAGAGUGGGAGAGGGGAGGGGGCCGCCAGGGAGUACGUGAGGAGGGAGGAGAAGAGAGCGGACUGGAGGAUUUGCAGCAGCAGGUCGGAAGAGGAGAGAUUCGAGAUGCAGAGGAAGGAGGAGAGAAUGGAGUGGGGUAGGCAGAUCGCCGGGAUCCCAGCUGGGGCUGAGCGAAGCGACCUUCCGUCUGGAAGGUAUGGUGGUAGUAACCUGGGCGGAGUCCGAGUUGAAAGUGGAAGGAUGGGAAUGGACGAUGGCCCGAGGGGAAGGAGGGGGGAAGGAGGCGGUGGCAGCGGUAGCGGGAGCGGGCUGGGACCCCGACCUCAGGUGUGUGGUCGCAACACGGGGAGAAGAGACACCGGCGGGGGAAGGUUCAUCGAUAGCAGUGGAGGGAGGAGGGAGUACCCCAGUGCAAAUGGGUCGGCACCCGGAGAUGGCUUGAGCCCUCGGCCUUACCGUAAUAAUAAGGUGGCGGAGAGAACAGAGUGGAAAGGAGGAGAAGAACGAGAAGAGGGGGGAAGCGGAUCGGGACUGAGCAAUAGGAGUGGCGGCAGGGAGGAGGAGAGGAGGUACUGGCAAACAGGUCCUUCUCCAAGGGGUGGGAUGAACGAGUACGGGAAGAGGGCGAGAGAGGUGGAUGGAGCAGGAGGGGGGGAUAGAGGAAGGGCAGUAGGGAAGCUGUCCCGUUUAUCGGCCAGUCGAUGUGCUGUUCGCGGCACGGGGAGGGAGGGGGAUGUGGUGGUGGAGAGAGGAGAGUACGUGGAGGAGGUAUGGCUUAGACGAACGCACCGAGUGGCGUACAAGGGGGUAGAGAACGAAAAGGGGGUGGGGGUAGGGGAUUGGGGGGGGGCGGGGGGAGGGGGAGGAGGAUGUGUCACUCCCGCACCUAUGAGAGGAGGGGGAGAUGCGCAUCAGAGGGGAGGCGGGGGGAGAAGACUUGAGGCCACCACUGCGGAACGCAGCAGGUGGCCGUAUAGAAGUGGCACGGGGAGUCGAGGUGGUGUGUUCGCGGGUAAUGGGUCGCAGGACCCGGGGGUGGAGGAGGAAGGUAUGGAUGAUGACGAAGGCCAUGAAGACGACUGGGUGAGCGGCAGCGAAGAGGAUGGCGGCCCGCACGGGUGGGAGCGACGUCGUAAUCGGGAGCGGGAUCGGGAUCGGGAUCGAGAUCGCCAGUUGUCGUUAGCCUUUCAGAGAGCAGCUGUAGGAGCAGGUGUCGCUGCGCCCCCGGCUUCCUCUUCGGACCCUAUGGAUCCGCUUGAUUGCGUCGAAGGAAGAGGAGGAGGAGGAGGAGGAGGAGGGAUUCCCGCACCGUCCAGCCGCCAGGAAGCAAGAGGGUGGGCGACGGACAACUUGCGGUCCGGCAAGCUGACCUGGUACGAUGGAUGCGCCGGUGGCGGAGAGGGGGAGGUCGUAGAAAGCGGUGUUGGCAGAAAAACGCCGGGGGGGAGGGCUACGGGGAGCAGUGCGCGGGGAGAGAUUGGCAAGGAAGUGGAGGAUGAUCGAAGUUCUCCCCCGUUGCGGGAGCAGGUCGGGAGCGGGACCACCACCAGGGUCGUUCGGAGGAUCAUUCAGCUCCCGCCAGCGACGGGAAGCUCUUGUAGGGGUACUGCGGGAGGGUCGGCGGAGGGCCAGGGAACGCCGUUGGCAAAGCGUAGCGAAGAGGCAGAGAGUACGGGCAAAACCGAAGAGAGGUGGGGGGAGGGAGGGGGAGAGAGAAACGUUCGCCUUGAAGACUACAAUGACGAAUGUCCAAGUCAGCACGACGAGCAGCACGUGUCCACGCCGCCGCUCGCCCUGCGGCAUCAGCAGCAGCCACAAGCUGGUCGCAAAAAGUCGAGGAUGGAGGAAGAAGAAGAGAGAGUAUCUUCGUUUGGAGGUGGGGAUGAAAUCACAUGCAGCACGGAAGAACCUUUCUGGCAGGGUCGGCUGGUCAGCGAGGGCUUGGUGGUGGCAGAGGUGAUGGCCUGUUUGGUGAGCUCUGGGGUGUCUGCAACAGACGUGUCGCCGGCUGCGCAGCAGGCUGAAUCUCUGCGAUUUAGAGAGGGGGUCGAGGGGGAGAGGGAGGGGGAGGAGGUGGUGGAGGAGGGAGAGGGGGGAGGGGAGGGGGAGGAGAAGCGUCACAUAAUGGAUGAUGCAGGACGAAAGGAGCGAAAGGCAGCAUCCUUUGGUGGUUGUCGGGGCGCCUCGCCGUCGCAACGGGGGGUUUCUUGGGAAUUCCCCACGAUCUUGGACCUAAAGAAGGACAAGCAAUUUGGACACUUUCCUAUCGGCAUUCUGGCUGCUGCUGCUGCUGCUGCUGCUGCGGCUACUGCUGCUACUGCUGCAGACUUGGAGCCUCGUUCCAUCACUCACCAUAUGGCAUAUGCAGGGAAAAGAGAGAAAUACAUUAUGGCGGUGUAUCUUUCCAUGUUUUCUAGCAGAAAAAAUAUUUUGGGUGAGCUCGUUGAGCGCCUCUGGGAUGAUCCAUGCGUCUUUUCCGCUAGCCUGUCAUUGAAGGGCUUGAAAUCUAAUGUAAAAGCGCUUGCUGAUGGGGAUGACCACGGUCCGCAGCCCACGCCAGGAGGAGUAAGACACCCAGGUCAAGCGGAAGGAGCAACCCUAUACCUUGUGCCUUACGAAAUACUUAAGCAGAUCUCUUGGAUGGGAGGAGGGUUGCUCACUGAAGUCCCUAUGGAGCUCACAUCCAUAGCAGGGGGGCUAUCCCCAGAUCGCCUCAGUCUGUUUGGCUUUGUGUGUGUUCCUAGAGAGAGUGAAGAGUCCAGCAAUGAGCCUGGGAGUCGACAGCAACAUCUGUCUUGGGAGGCAGGGACCGCCAUCACCAACAUUCAGUUGAACGGCCAGCCAAAUAUUGCAGAUAAUGGGAGUCCUGUUGAUGAACCAAUCCUUGCCGAUGAUCCCUUGUGCAAAGGUGUUAGCUGUGUAGACUUAUCGGAUUCUAUGGCCCAAACCAACAGCGCCGACCCUGAUAGAGUCCAGAGCAAGAAAGUGAUUCUGGAUGAGAGGGGGAUUGAUGCAGUGAGAAACGGGGACAUCAAUGGUGGUGGCAGUGAUGUAGCAAAACAGAGUGGGUUGUUGCACGAAGCAACUGCAUUGGAAGCAUCGGACAGGUUGUCGCAGGGAGAAGGAAAGCUGGGAGAAUUGGCUGAUGCUGCAUGCAUGGAGUGGAGUUCUUGUGGACGUGAGUCAAGUGGAGCACUUGCUGCAGUGCUGUUCGUUGCAAAGCUAAGACGAGCAGUAUCACGGAGGGGUAGGAGAGCCGGCGGGAAUGCGACAGGAGCAGCUGGUAAGAGAGCUUUCCGUGCUGUUACUGUUGCGAUCCAGUUUGUCUUACGGCUGAGACGGGCUGCAAUGAAAACAAUGGCCACCGAUAGUGAGCUGACGAGCUCACACGGGUUGUGUUCUUCAAGCCAGGACCGUGAAACGCACAAAGUCGUUGAUGGGAAGCAAAGCAUUGUUGUGAUGGAGGAACACGAUCAAGCUUCUCUGAGGAGCAAUCUCGAACGGGCCUUGAUAGUUUAUCCAGGAAAGCCAUCUGGCGAUGAAGAUAAGCUAUCCUCCGCCGCUGCUGGGGCAGACCAAUUGCUGGUGGCAAAGGCCGCAGAGAGCAUGCCAACUGUAAAACAACAAAGCUCUGCUUCUUGGCCUGGCACGGAAUCGACCGAAGAAGACAAAACGUGGGAUGAACUGGAUGUCAAACCGCAGAGGAAGAGGAAGAGAGAAGCGGAAGAUGGAAGGGUCAAUCCGGAAGUCACUGGGCCUGAUGCCGAAGAAGAAAUGGAAGAGGGUGAAUUGCGGAUGGAUGAGAACACGCUUGAGAAGAAGCGGAGACUGGGAGAAAUGACAGGGAGGGAGCGGCUUUUUGUCCGAGGAAAUGACAGAGGCAUGGGUGUUUCCGUCAGUAAACCUGAGUUGGCGGAACAGGGAAUUGAGGACCAGCAGACCAUGGGAUUGAAUGCUGCAUCGGUUGAAGACGCAAAAACCGUGCAGUCUGCUUACAUGGCUGAAGAGUGCAGCAGAUCUGUUGAGAUGGGUGGCGAGUGUUGGGAUCGUCCACAGGAUGGCGCCGCUCUGGAAGAGCACUUGCACGAGGUCAUAUGCCACAACGAUGGCGUAGAUGCGUUGCCUCCUUCGGUGCAUGAGCAAAUUCAGAAGACCGAUCCAUGUGAGGUGUGUCUGAUGGACAAAGCUGAACAGAACCCAGUGCUGUGUGCAGAUGGAGAGCUGGAUAUCAAGGAUGGGAAUACCAAUGGGGGGCUGAAGAGGAAAAGAGGGGAGGGCGAGUCGAUGGCGGAAAAUGGAGAGGCAGGAAAAUUGUUUGCCACAAAAUUUGGCUCGGAACAGUUUCCUGACAGUGGGGGACAAGAGGAUGCCAGAGUUCCCACGGACCACGGUUGGGAGAACGAGGAUAAGGAGGUGGUUGAGGAAGUUUCUCUGCUGGACUGUGAUGCAUCAAAGAGGGACUGGCUCUGCUCAAAGCACAACCUGGACUACUUGUUUGAGGAGUUUGGGGUGAACAUUACGGUACAGCGCAGAGGCGAUUCAGGAUGCAGCCAGAGUGGGUCUUUUUCAUGUCCAGAUAAUGUGUAUUUGAGGAUAUCGAUAAAGAAGCCAGCGUGGAGCGACACCUCGGAGGCAGAAGAUCUAGUGAAGAAAGCAGUGGAGAGAGUUCGGGUGCUCAAGGUACGAGGGCCUUUGCAGUCAUACGUCUGGUACAAAGGCACAAUGCCUAGAGUGGACGACCCUGUUUGCGAGCCAAGAUUGGCAGUUCUGACACUGAUGAAUUUGAUAAGGGGUGACGAUGGGAGGAACCUGGAACGCAUUGAGAGGCAGACAGGCGCAGCAGUUGAGUUUGUGGUUAAGAGUAAAGGCGGAGACAUCCGGACGGUAGAUGAUGCGGAAUGUACCAUCCUCAAAGGGUUGGAAGUGUGGAAUGUAGGGGUUAGAGUGCGAUACCCAGGAAGAGGGGGGCUUGGAAAGGCAGAGCAUGAAGCAGAAGGCUUGCUGGACAGCAUUGGAGAAAUCUUGGCCCGGAACAGAGGUGUUGCUGCAGUUGCUUCCAAUCAAAGUGGGGUGAGUGUGGUUGGAAAUGGUUUGGGCCCUUUCACUGCUCAUGUCGGAGGGACCAUUCUGGCCCCAAUGAAGAUUGCCAUGAAAUCAGACACUCGAAAUGGGGCUGGGCCCGAGUCCGGUAUCAGCUUUGAGCAAAUCAAGCUCAAGGAUCGAGUUGCAGAACCUGGGGGAGGGAUCGCAUUCAGCAAAGUCGCAACUGAGGAGUCAGGCGGCGUAUAUAUGACAACGGUGUUUGGCGGGAGCUCCAUUGGAGGGAGAUUUGGAAAGCGUAGCAGGUCCAUGGAGACAGAGGAAACAAAUGAGCGUGAUGGAGCAAAAGAAAUCAGUGAUGAGUCUCCAAAAGCGACAGUGUCGGACCCUAGUGAUUUGCACCCUGAGGAUGGGAAAAGAAAGGGAAUGGAUAACAGAAAUCUGGCUGAAGCUUGUGCAGAUUCUGAUGACGCUGGUCCCUUUCAGAUUGUGGAGGCACUGCAGUGUGGUGGCAAGAUGGAGGGUGAGACAGGAACGGUGAUGGAAGAACUGGGGAUCGAGGACAAAGGAAAUGAUAAGGUCAUCACAGUGAAUAUGAUCAAUCUGAACCGGGGACCAGCAGGCCCAGCUCGCUCAUGGCUGGACCCUGAGAUUUCCCCAGGAGGAGGAGCAGGAGGAGGAGGAGGGCAAUUCGAAUCCUCCAGAGGCAUCUCAUGCAAGAGCCGAGGAAGCGCCGGGAAUGCCUUAGUGCAAACAGACGGUGCAUGGAAUACAAGGCAAGAUGAGGGGAGGGGAGAGAGAACCCAUGCAUCACUGAAGCGGAGUGGAGGGAACGAAGACAUGAUGGAAGGGAUGGAGACAACAAGCUACUUUCAGGAGGAGGUGGCACAAGUUAAGCGGCAUGGGAGUAAGGGCAUCGAUCAACGUUAUGAGGGUAGUGAGGCCCCUGGUAAAUCUGUCCUCUCGGGAGGAGAGUCGAGCGGAGGAGGUAGAGGAAUGGAGAAGGCAGAUAGUGGUGGCAACAGACAAUGGACUCAAAGUGGUGAAGCAAAGUGUCAUAGCAGUGGAGCAAAAUCCAUUGAAGUUGCGAAGGCAAGGGAGGGUGCUGGUGCAGGUCCUUCCAAGGGACUGAUGGAUGGCAGCAAGACAACGGUGGGCACAUGGCGUUCAACACUGGGCCGUGGUGGAGAUGUGCAUGAGGUGGAUGCUCCCCACUCAAGGGACCCAAAAGGUAGCGCACGUUCAGGAGAAGGUGUACGGCAAGGCUGUGGCGCGUUUGGAGCACAAGGAGGGCCUGUAAGCAGACCCAUGAGAGAUAAAGAGACAUGGAGAUCGACACUUUAUGUUGUCAGCCUUCCACGGGAUGCAAAUACACACAUGCUGAAAAGAAUGUUCAAGCAAAUCCUUUGGGAGAAUCGGGAUAUGGUUCCAAGCUUGCGAGAGGUUUGGAGCCGGGGGGGGGAGUAUGUGACCGAUGUGCGUUGCCUGUUAUCAAAAGGUUGUGCUUUUGUUGAGCUUGCGGGUCCAGAGCUGGUCGAGGAAACAUUGCGUCUUUUUGCAGAACGACCCCUUGUUUUCUGCGGGAUGCAUUGUGAGUUGAGCAAGAGCACGAGAGACAGGCACCCAAGAGAAGCGAGGUUUGUACAAAAUGGGGAUGCGCUGUCAAACGUUAAUGAGCACCUGCAUGGCAUGCCGUCUGUGGACGAUGGCCGUGGGAUGAGAGUAAGGUCUCCCGUGGCCGGAAUACGUCGAAGGGGUCCAAUGGGUGAUCGCCGAGACGGUCCCGCAGCAGCAGAUGCCAUCUGUAUGACAGAAGAGGAUAUAGGACCCAAGCAGAGUUGCAGGGGAAUGGACGUCCAGGAUGACAGUUCCUAUGGCCCGUACUAUACUGGACCGCAGGAUGUGAAUGGCCCGCCCCACAUGCGGAAUCCCCGGUUCUGUCACUCCUUGCAAGAGCCUGUUGGUUGGAGCAGAGAGAGUGAGAGAGAAAGGGAGAGGAAUCCGGACUUUGUAGAGCAAGAUGCACGUGCUUCUAGGAGGUUGGGGGUGCCCCCACAUGAUGAGCCGAGGAGGUGGUACGGUGAUGGAGAGUAUGACGAUGUUCCUAGGUCCGUAUACGUAAAGAACCUACAGGAACAUGCAUCUGGCUUUACCGUGAGGAGCCUCUUUGAAAGAGUGUUGAAGGAGCAUGCCGAUCCCCGCAUGCUGAGUGAUGUCCGAAAUCCUAUCUUGCAGGUCAGAAUCAUAUCCCAAUAUUGUAGGUACGCCUUUGUGGAAAUGGCAACCACAGAACUAGUGAACUUCAUCCUGGACCUUUACACUAACAAGCCAGCUCUGUUCCAAGGAAUGCAGUGUGAACUUGCGCGUACUGUGUACCGCGGGCGCGUUCAUUCCUCAGCAGAACCGUCAGGCGAUCAUGCGAUUGAACGUGUGGAUGCCAAUGAAGAAGAAAUGGCAGGGGAAUGGUGUCGAGGGGGCAGUGGACGAGAUGGCAGAGGGGAAAGUGCAGGCCCUGAAUCCGCAGCUCAUUGGCAGCGAAUGUUGGACACCAAACGUUCCCUUUUCAUCGACAAACUCCCCAAAAAUGCUUCAGAACCUUUCAUACAGAGUAAUUUUGAAAAGUUCCUGCGGAUGAAUAUUGCGAGUUUGUCCCGCAGCGGAGUCGGCGGUUGCAACCCGUAUCUGUGCAUGGUCCGUGUGCGAAGGAUCAAUGCAAAGCAUUAUGCUCUGGUAGAGUUUGCAUCGCGUGAAGUCGCUGAGUUCAUCCUGGACACUUACGAACGGGACCCAUACACAUUUGAGGGAAUGCGCUGCAAAGCGCACUACGACUGGAAGAACCAAUAACAGUCAGUUGCUUGAUUCUUGCCAAAGUUGAGGUAGCAGUAGCGACAGUGGUGCACUGCUCGAUCACUCCGAUGCAGAGAGUGCUUGCACAGGUGCCAUCACAGUCAAGUGCGGACUUCGCGUAGCUGGAGUUGCGCUCAUUCAUGAGCCCAAAAAGUCGCUUCGCGACCCAUUGUCUGGUUCUCAUUUUCCCUCCCUUCAACUGGAAGCUGGUCAUCGUCCAUCUAUCCCCCCACGGCAACACAUAGGUGGUUUCUCUCUGCAGCCCAGCAAGCAGAGAGGGACCAUGUUGCAGCGGUGGUAUGUUCCCAGACUGUGGGCAGCCCUGCGUAUGGUGUUGUCAAAGGGCCUUAUAUAUUCCUGACAGUCGCAGUGCAAGAGCGAUGAAUUUUCAAGACGUAGUCGCUUCUGGCGCCCACUGCAUCUGGAUGUGACUCGUGGAGUACGGCCUUUCUGGUUCACCCAAUGCACUGCAGAAUGGCUACUCUGGGGGGCUUUGGAUGUAUGUUCUAUCUGUGGCUUUUACUUUGGGGUGUGCAUGUGGCUCCAUUGAGCUGCUGCACCAUAUUACAUGCCAUUUUUGAGUUACCCAAGUGCCACUAUCCACAGAGUUCAUGCUGUUGCUAUGGCUGCUGUCGAUUUCCACACUGGUAGCUGUGGUGUUUGGUUUCCCGAAGCGUGUAGGCCUGGUGUCUAGGCCUGAAGGCGCUGGUUGGGUAGAGCAAUGGAAUCUGCUGCGGAGGAUUGAAACCUGGUUCUAUCCUGUGGCAAGUCAUUUAGAAUGUGCUCAUGUGCAGGUAAGAGACGUGGUCGAGCAAGAGGCCGUCGAUCGUGAUGGUGUCAGCUCCAUGAAAGGACCAGCUGAGCCAGGAGUGAUAUUCUUGAAUGUACUGAUUGACUUGUUGCACAGCCUGAAGGCAAAUUCAGUCAGUGGGUUUCUUGAAGCUUUUGCUGCACGCGUGUUCUUACAGAACAGGUGGUUGUCAAUAAGGGAAUCUCACGUGCAGCGCCAGCCUGGCGGUGGCAGGUUGAGGAGGAGCCAAGGACCAGGCGAAGGGAGCAAGGCUGCUUCAGCUGGAGCCUCUUCGGUUGGAAGAUCUUGCAGAUAUUAUAGCACCGUUCAUUGUCGAAGGAAGGCCGUAAAGAAAAAAAAAAAAACGAGAAAUUGGCAUGUGACCAAGUUCUGUCCCAAGUAAUGAUGGUGCUCACAGUCCUCGGCUGAAGCACAGUCAAGUAGAGUUCUGAGGAGAAUCUGGUGACAACAAUACUCAUUCUACGUUCAUCAGCACGGCAGAAGUGGAGUAGAGGAGGGGAGAUUGUAGUACUUCCUGCCGUGGCAUCAGAGCUGUAGAACAUUCAUAUUCAGAGCUAGCCUCGCCUCCCAUGUGAAGCCAUUGUACGUAGGUGCAAACCCCUAGGGACUUCGGGUGAAACAUCGCCUUCUCCUUCCUCGUUCUCGUGCUGCCGAUGGUUCGGGUCUGCUGUUGCUCGCGUGGUGUCAGCAUAGGCCAAGUCGCCAGCUAAAUCCACAACCUGUCGUAAGCUCUCAUGCGCAGCACAGGGAAAGGGAAACAAUUCAUGAAACAAUCGUCAAACCACCGGAGUACUUGGACCAUGCAUCGGCCGCAGGCCCGUCACAUUAACGCGCUGCGACUUUAGGGGCUGGUAGCCGAUGUAUGGGCCAAGUACUGGUCGUUGAGUGAUCUGGCCAUGUGGCAUGGCAUUGGAGUUCCCAUCAAGUACGUCCUCGAAUACUGCUCCUGACUGUCUGACUGCGGGAUUAUGAAGAUUCCCGCAAUUAUGCCCUCGCAUACGUCUCUUGACUGCCAGAGUGUGGGAUCGUGAAGGUCGGUGGAAGGUCGGUGGAAACAUGUCAGAGAGCUUAACGAUCUGGCUGUGUGGCAUGGCAUUGGGAUUCCGGCAAGUCUGUCCUCACGUACGGCUCCUGACUGUCAGACUGCAGGAUCAUGAAGGUCAGUGGAAAAUGUCAGUGAACUCAGGAUUGGAUUGAAGGAGCAUGGGUGUGCGCACUUGACUGCAUAUGAGUGAGAGAGAGAGAGAGAGAGAGAGAGAGAGAGAGAGAGAGAGAGAGAGAGAGAGAGAGAGAGAGAGAGAGAGAGAGAGAGAGAGAAGGAAGAAGUUUUGAGAUUGGUGGCCUUCCUGGUUUGCAGUCUAUCUUUGUCCUUGGUGAUUACAACAACAAAGGGGUUUUCCAGCGUGGUAUGGCAGUUGUUGGCUGCUUUGCAAGGAGAUUUGAGCAGGUGGUGCGUCCGCUUUGUAGUGCUAAUCCAUGCCUGCCUCGCAACCGUAUUUGUCAGAAUCCCUGCCGGCCAUUGUUCUUUCCGUUCAUCGACGGGAACACUGAGAAUCUUCAAUGGACGACCGAAGGGAAUGUAAUCCCUCUGUCGGGUGCAUGCAGCUACUGGAGUUCAGGUGAUGUCUGUCUGCUCAUCCAGCUGAUCCCUACAGAUGACGACGUACGGAAGCACUUCAUUUUUGGUAGAACCGGCAAAUGUGGUGGUGGUGUCAAUGGAAUCACCUCCACGCUCUCUUUUCUGUCCCCAUCGCCCCAUUCCCACCCCCAGCUAUUGCAAGUAUUUUUCUGAAACCUUAGCAUGUCCUUCAGCCACCGGCGUUUUCAUGUUCGUUAUAAGCUCUUCUGAGAAUAUCUUCAUCGUCGGGAUUAGGCGGUAGCUCAUCUCGAUGAAGACCAGAUAAUCAAAGGGCUUUUGUGAUUGGAUGGUCAUGUCGACCGCACUAGCUAUUGCUUGUUCAGCGUCUUCACUCUUAUGACUGCCAUAACCUGUCUCCUGUUUGGCACUGGCACAAGCAGUUGAGCCUGAAAAUUGUCUCUCUACAAGCUUGGUUGAAUGAGUUGGGGGUGGAAGGGUAUAUAGAACAGAACAAGAACAGCUUUCAGACAGGGUGCAGCCAGGUAGCAUAUUACUUUCUUAUCGGCAUGCUGACCGAGUGUGUGGCCUGUGUCCAAAACGUGGAUGGCAGUAGAGGUUUGUUCUUAUCGAAGAGGUGUGGUAUAGGGGUUAUAAUUGGUGGCUGAGAACCCUACCAGACAGUUGGCAGAGGGAACAUCAUUUUCAGGGGGAUGAACCUGACCGGUGCUUGCCACAUUGUAUGAUAUAAGCCCAUUCAGCAUCAGUGGAUGAACCAGACAGGUUUGUUCCAACUGAUAACCAAAAAUAGAAUACGUUCACCCAUCAUCUUGUAUGUUCUCAUUUUUUCUUUACUCUCUUCGAAUCAAAAUGCUUAAGAAGU